Molecule: messenger RNA, 1490 nt
Organism: Drosophila pseudoobscura
Lineage: Eukaryota; Metazoa; Arthropoda; Insecta; Diptera; Drosophilidae
Exons: 4
Coding region: 81-1070 (329 amino acids)
Cellular component (GO): nucleus
Molecular function (GO): zinc ion binding
Source: RefSeq, a predicted model, not a curated record
UGUUAUCGGAAAUCGACGCGUGGAUGGACGCCGAAGUUUACAAAGAAUUAGAUUGAGACGAGUUUAAAAAAAAGCGAAAAAUGGAGUGCGUGUGCCGCGUGUGCCUGGAUGGUUCCGUUCCACUUGUGGACAUAUUUGCCGAAAUCUCCGAUCUCAGAUUGAACCUAUAUGAAAGCAGCCCCGCCUGUGUCAUCAGCAAGCUCGCACCUGAGCAUUCUGUUGUACGCGGGGACUCCAUGCCGCAGUUUAUUUGUCUCUCUUGCAUUCAUGGAGUCCAGACUGCAUACCGCUAUAAGCUGUUAUUGGACAAAAGCUUUGCAAAUUAUCAACAACUCUCUCUAAACAAUACGAAACAAAAACAUUAUAGUCUAGUGCUAUUGAGCGUAUCGGGAAAUGAAGAAACAUACACUAUCGAAAACAUCUAUGAAGAGGAGGAUCGCAUGCGUGCAAAUGACAGGCCUGAGAUUGAGGCGGUGCUCAAUAAUGCUAUGUUGCCCGAGACGGCGGACGAGGCGGUUGAAAUGGACAAUGAAGAAGAAGGCACUUACACAUUGAGGAAUUCUCUAAGGAACUUCGCUGAUGACCAGACUCGUCCGCAGAUGAGCGUUUCAGUGGAUACCCAUGCCAUUGUCAAAAUGGAGCAGAUGCACAAGCUGGCCCAGGUGGCAAAAGCAGAGGCUCACAUGCACAACAAUUUACAACGGAAUAAAGCCAAUAAGAGGCAGAGUCGUCACUGUGGCAAGUCGCCGUUCCCUUAUGUGUGUGGCAAAGGAGUCAUGUCUGAGUGCCAUCUAAAUAGACAUGAAACCAGUCACAAGAACAAGCAGACGUCCGAACUCAACACGAAACAUCUUGGAAUUAAGAACACAAUUAAUCGUAGUCCGUUACCGAAAAAGAGGAAGCCAGAGUCGGUGGAGAGUAAUUUGGAAGUGCUUGGAAAAAAACUGAAUUUGACGUGCCAGGAGUGCGGUAGAAUAUUUUUGCUCAAAAGAAGCCUGGAUAAGCACACUUGUCAUCACUCAACGAACGUCCGGCGAACGUCCUUUCCAGUGCAUGCAGUGCGACGCUAACUGUAGGCCAAGGUCUUCGCUGAAUAAACAUGUUCAUUGUACUCACACUCGAAUGUCCCAAGCAGCUCAAAUACUGACCUUGGGGAACAUAUGCCAGGGUGCUGCUAGAAGAAAGAAGAAAACUUAGACGAUAGUUAUAAACAGAACAUACAGAAAAGAAUAGUGUCUGUCAAGUCAAGUUUAACUAAGGAAAAUAUGCCUGAAAAGCGUUUGGUUGUACGUUUGCAUCGUUAAAUUAUCCAUCGAAUCUUUAAUUUUUUUUUUCUUGCCUUUUUUAAGUUGAUGAAAUGACAACAUUUAUUUAGAAAACAUUCGACGAACUGCUUACAUUAUAUAUAUAAUUUUAAGUUUAUACUUAACGCCGUGGAACUUUUCUUUUGUACUUUAAGCUAAGUUAAUUUAAUUUUGAUACCAAAAGAG